AUGAGGGAGGGGUUGGAGUACAGGGGGGGAUUGGGUGGAGGGGGGGAGGGGAGGUUUUGUGGUGUAUGUGUGGGGUUGUUGUUGUUGGGGGUGGUUGGUUGUGGUUGUGGGUGUGUUUUUGUGUGGGUAGUUUUUGGGGGGUGUUGGGGGAGUUUUGUUGUGUUGAGUUGGGGGGGGAUGUUGGUUGGUGGGGGGGGUGAGGUUGUUGGGUGGUUUGUGUGGUGGUUUGGGGUGUGGGGGUUGUGUGAUGAGGGUGUAGAGUGGGGUUUGGGUUUGGGUGGUAGGUGUUGGGGGGGGUAUAUCUGGGAGUGGGUGGGGGGUGGUGAGGGGUGGGGUGGGGGGGUUUGGGGUUUGGGGGUUUGGGUUUGGGUAUGGGAUGAUGGGGGUUGGGUUGUGGUGGGGUUUGGAGUGGGGUUGGAGUUUUUUUGGUUGGGGGGGAGAUUUAAAUGGGGGGGGAGUGGUUUUUUAGUUUUGAUGGAGGAUAGUGUUGUUGUUGUUGUGGUUUGUUGUGGUUUGUUGUAUGAUUGUGGUGUGUUUGGUGGGGGGGGUUUAGAGUUGUUGUGGUAUUAUGGGGGAUGUUUUGUUUGUUUUGGGUUUGGGUGGGGGGUUGGGUGGUGUGGGGGGGGUUUUGUGGUGGGGGUGGGUUUUGGGGUUUGGGGGGGGGGGUGGUUGUGGGGUAGUUGUGGAUUGGGGGGUGGGGGGGGGGUGUUUGUGGGGGGGGGGGGGGGGGGUGGGGGGGGUGGGGGGUGGGGGGGGGGUUGUGGGGGGGGGGGUUGUGGGGGAGUUUGUUGGGGGGGGGGUGGGGUGGGGGGGGGGGGGGUUGGGGUUUGUGGGGGGGGGGGGGGGGGGGGGUGGGGGGGGGGGGGGGGUGGGGGGGUGGGGUUUUGGGUUUUUGGGGGUUGGUUGUGGGGGUUGGGGUGUGGGGUUGGGGGUUGGGGGGGGGGGGUGUUGUGUGGUUGGGGGGGUGGGGUGGGGGGUUGGGUGGGGUUGGUGGUUUUGGUUUGGGGGUUUGGGGGUUGGGUUAGGGGGUUGGGGGGUUGGGUGGGGGGGGUGGGGUUGGGGGUGGGGGGGGUGGGGUUUGGGGGGGUGGGGGGGGUGGGGGUGGUGUUGGUGGAUGUGGGUGGGGGGGGGGUUGGGGGGGGUGUUGGGGGGGGGGGGUUGGGGUGGGGUUGGGGUGGUUGGGGGGGUGUUGGGGGGGGUGGGUUGGGGGUGGGGGUUUGUGUUUGGUGGGGGGUUGGGUGUGGGGGGUGGUGGGGGGUGGGGGGUGGUGGGGGGGGGUUGUGGGUGGGGGGGGGGGGGGGGGGGGGGGGGGGGGGGGGGGGGGGUUUGGGGGGUUGUGGGGGGGGGGGGGGGGUGGGGUUGGGUGGGGGGGGGGGGGUGGUGGGGGUGGGGGGGGUUGGGGGGGGGGGGGGGGGGGGGGUGGGGGGGGGGGGGGGGGUUGUUGGGGGUGGGGGUGGGGUGGGGUUGGUGGGGGGGGGGGGGGGGGGGGGGUGUGGUGGGUGGGGGGGUUGGGGGGUGGUUGGGGUGGGGGGGGGGGGGGGGGGGUUGGUGUGGGGGGUUGGGGGGUUUUGGUGGUUGGGGGGGUUGGGGGGGGGGGGGGGGGGUGGGGUGGGGGUGUGGUGUGGGGUGUGGGGGGGGGGGGUGGGGGGGGGGGGGGGGGGUUUGGGUGGGGGGGGGGGGGGGUGGGGGGGGGGUGGGGUGGUGGGGGGUGGGGGGGGGGGGGGGGGGGGGGUUGGGGGGGGGGGGGGGGGGGGGGGGGGGGGUGUGUGUUUGGGGGGGGGGUGGGGGGGGGGGGUGGGGGGGUGGGUGGGGGGGGGGGUUUGGGGGGGGGGGGGGGGGGGGUGUUGGGGGGGGUGGUUUGUUUGUUUGUUGGGGGUGGGGGGGUGGUGGUGGGGGUGGUGGUGGUGGUGUGGGGGGGGGGGGGGGGUUGGUGGGGGGGGGGGGGGGGUGGUGGUGGGGUUGGUGGGGGGUUGGUGGUGUGGGUGGGGGGGGGGGGGGGGGGGGGGGGGGGGUUGUGUUUGGUGGGUUUGUGUGGGGUUGGUGGGUUGGGGGUUGGGGGGGGGGUGGUGGGGUUUUUUGGGGUGGGUGUGUUUUGGUGUUUGGUUUGGUUGGGGGGUUGGUUGUAUUUAUUUUAGUGGAAUUAUGAUUUUGUUUGGGUUGGGGGGGUGUUGGGAUUGUUUUUUGGGUUUGUUUGGGGAUUGUUUGUUGUUGGGUUUUUUGGGUUGGGGUUGGUUUUUGGGGGGGGGGUUGGAUGGUUUGGGUGUGGGGUUGGGGUUGGUGAUUUGUUUAGUGUUGGGUUUUUGGGGGUAG
Molecule: messenger RNA, 2310 nt
Organism: Knipowitschia caucasica
Lineage: Eukaryota; Metazoa; Chordata; Actinopteri; Gobiiformes; Gobiidae
Source: the annotation of a GenBank genome assembly